Plutella xylostella (diamondback moth) is the source of this 850-nucleotide messenger RNA. The record is from RefSeq and is a predicted model, not a curated record. Lineage: Eukaryota; Metazoa; Arthropoda; Insecta; Lepidoptera; Plutellidae.
AUGGAGGUGUCCCCUGUCCACUCAGGCGCGAAGGGAUCUAGUUCGGACUUCAGUAUCGAGCGAAUACUGAGCUCGGAGCCGCGGGCAGCGCGCCAGGCGGAGCCGCCCAGCUGGCUAUACUGCACCAGAUACCACCCGCCCAAGUUGCCACUCGAUCGGCAUCCUUUCAUCUCAUUGGUCCUCCACGCAGGGUCAUCAACAAGCUGCUGCCCGCGGCGAUCGGGGCGGCACGCGCGGGUGCCGUUCACCGCGGCGCAGGCGGCGGCGCUGGAGGCGGCCUACGCGCGGGAGCCCUACCUCGCGCCGCCGGCACUGCGCGCGCUCGCCUCCGCGCUGCAACUGAGGGAUGAUCGGAUAAAAAUAUGGUUCCAAAAUCGGCGAGCGCGGGAGAGACGUGAGAAAUGCACCAGCAUAGCGCCGCCCCAUGUGAACAGCGUGUUGCGAGCCAGCUGCCACCCGCACCCCGCGGCCGCCCCCGCCUGGCACACUGGCGGACUCUACACUAGGUCUCCUACUAACCUAAUGUCAAAUCAAUACAACCCUGCCAGAUAUAUGGAUCCAGAGGGUCUUAGCACAAUGUACAGAAGCUUAUCAUCAGAGGGCGUGAACAUGGCAGAGUCGAAUAGUGGUGAAGUUUCCAGUCAAAGUCUAGAUGGACUAUCUACGAUUUCAAGCGAAAACGACGAUGGAAGGCCAGAGACUCCACUAGAUAUAGAAACGGUGGACACAUGAAUUUUAAUAGAUUUAAUAAACUAGAAAUUAUUAAGUAAAUAUAAAAUAAAGCACUAGGCAUAAAAAUGUGAAACUACUUAGGAGAGUGAAUAUAUGUAUAUAGCUAUUGGCGGUUCAU